Molecule: messenger RNA, 666 nt
Organism: Paramecium tetraurelia
Lineage: Eukaryota; Ciliophora; Oligohymenophorea; Peniculida; Parameciidae
Exons: 3
Biological process (GO): vesicle-mediated transport
Cellular component (GO): Golgi apparatus; membrane
Molecular function (GO): small GTPase binding
Source: RefSeq, a predicted model, not a curated record
AUGGAAUUUUUUUAGGAAGAAGAAGAAGAACAUCCAGAACAAAAAGGAUGUUGUGCCUUUUUAACAGUCCAAUAUUAUUAACCUUACUUCAAUGUCUCUGAAGAUGAUGUGAUUGAUAGAAUCAAAGCCUCCUUUCUCCCUUUCCGAAAAGACUUUCAUGAGCGCGUUGCAGGAAAUCCUGAUCUAUGGGGUCCUUUAUGGAUAAGUGCAACAAUUAUCUUCCUAAUUACAGCUGUCGCAAAUAUCAACUAAAUGAAUUUCGAAGGAUAAACAACAUAUUCAGUAGACUAUGUUCCUUAAUCAGCAGCACUCCUGUAUUGCAUAAGUUUUGGAACACCUGUCAUACUUACAAUCGUAAUGAAGAUUCUUGGCAGCGAUAUCCGAUUCUUUCACACCGUGUGUCUUUACGGCUAUUCAAUGUCAAUUUUGAUGCCCAUAACCAUAUUGUGCGUAUUACGAAAUUCCUAUGUUUAAUGGUGUUUAGUUGGCUAUGGAAUGAUCAGCUCCUCAAGCUUCUUAAUAAUGGGAAUGAGAAAAAUAUUAGGCGAUUUAGAAUAAGCCAAAAGAUACAUCAUUGUUGGAAUAGUUUUAGCCAUGUAAUUUAGUCUAUAUCUGCUAUAUAAACUAGUAUUUUUUAAAGUUAUAGAAAAGAAUUCAACAGAAUGA